Molecule: messenger RNA, 4540 nt
Organism: Centruroides sculpturatus (bark scorpion)
Lineage: Eukaryota; Metazoa; Arthropoda; Arachnida; Scorpiones; Buthidae
Product: growth factor receptor-bound protein 14-like
Exons: 4
Coding region: 713-1240 (175 amino acids)
Source: RefSeq, a predicted model, not a curated record
CGAAGUAACAAAAAGAAUAAUUAAUCAAAGAAAAUCUUACUUCAUAUAAUAACAAAUCCAAAAAUCUCACCUCCACCUCAAAAAGAAAUACAUCAAAGUAUACAGCUUACGCUAAUCACUUCUCAGAGACAUGACUACAGCAUUCAACAGGAGCUACACCAUCCGGCUGUAUUGGAUGUGCCGUCUUUUAUCCAAUGUUCAGUACAGCACUGCCAUAAUUUACAUUAUUUUGCAUCAUGGGAUCAGUCACUGAUGCAAAAUUAGUAUCUCUGCCUUUUUGACUUUGUCACAUGUGCUUAGGAAUUUGUCCUUAAAUAAAAAAGUCCCCUGAAAAGAAAAUAACUAACUAAAAAUAACGCCCAAAAACAUAAAAUAACAGUCAGACAUUGACUCCUUUACAAUAGUAACUAUUUAGUAUUUAUAUAAUAUUAAGUACUAAAAAAUACUAUAUAAUAACAACAAUAUUCUAUCAUCUUUGGAAUCAACUUUUAUGAUCCUCCUGUCAGUUACCCUAUCUCUCACUUACUCCACCUUCAGUUUUUCUUCUUCAGUAUCUUUUGUCAUCUCUAUUUUGGUUUCUCUCUUUUUCACAUUCACAAACUGCAUUCUCACAAACCUCCUGUCCAUAUAUUAUUUCUUCUUUUUGUACUUUAACAAUGAUUGAAUAUAUUAUAACUUAGCUUAUUAUUUUAAUUUUCAGGAUUACAUACCUAUGCAAUCUAGAGUUGCUAUGGAUUUCACAGGAAAUUAUGGAAGAGUUAUAGAUGAUCCAAAAGAAGCAGAAGCUAUAGCAGCUGCAGAAGGACAUACUUGGAAGCGUCGUCUACCAUGCUGUCGAGCACAAUAUGUUCCGCAACAGUCCUCGAAUAAAAGUCCUACUUCGAGACCAUUUCCUGAAUUUGGAUUCCAUAACACUCAACCAUGGUUCUAUAGUGGUAUGUCACGUGAUGAAGCAACUCAGUUACUCACAAAAUAUGGUACUGUUGAUGGAGUUUUCUUAGUUAGAGAAAGCAGGAGGAAUCCAGGAAGUUAUGUACUCUCUUACAUUUAUAAGUGUAAGGUUCAUCAUUGCCAGGUUAUACCUGUAGAAGAAAAGGAACAAUUAUGUUAUUCUUUAGAUAAUGGAAGGACAAAGUUUUAUGAUCUUUUACAAUUGGUUGAAUUCUACCAACUAAAUUUAGGUUGUUUGCCCACCAAGUUGACCCAUUUCUUAGUACAUCGGCCACAACAGAGCGAAUAAUAUAAAUGAUGAACAGAGGUCAUUCCCCAUUGACUGUGAUAAUUGCAUGUAUUUGUCUUUGAAGCAUUUAUAGCAGUUUUAUAGAAUUGGAUUUGGAGAGGAACAUAUCAAACUAAAAUAAGAAAGCAAUAAAAAACAGGAAUUUAAAGCUUUUUUAUGCCACAGCUAGUGAACAAUUAUUGGUCAUGCAAUUUGAUGCUGAAGAACUUAAGGCCAAGUUGAGUAUUUUUGCUAGUUAUACCACAGGCGUCAUUACAAGUUUGCAAUGUAGGUCGAAAAAGUAUUUAAAUAAGUAUACGUAAAUUAUAUAUAUGUGUAUAAAGUUUUAAACAGUUUUUUUUGUAUUUGUUUUGUCCGUACAAGUGUAAAUGUCCUGUUGUAAAUUAAUAGCCACUACAUUUUCAAUUUCUAUGCACCUGUUUAUGCAAGAAAGAUGCUAGCAAAACUAAUUUUGACAAUUAGAUUAGCUUGCGUUAGUACAUAAAAACUUGCAAAUGAUUUUAAAAAUGUCACAGGGAAACUUUUGAAAUAUCCAGCAAAGAUUUUUGCAUAAAAAACAAUAACAAAUGAUCUGCAUUUUGAUCAGACUUAAAGGAAAAAAACAUGAGGCAGACUAUUUUGGUAUGCAAAAAUCUUGAAAUUUAUUAAUUACAGACUCAUUUGCUAUAAUGUAUUUUCACAGUUAAAAAAAAUUCAACAGUAUCUGAGCAAUAUAUCGAUUUAUAUUUGUCUACAUGAAAAAAAAUUUUGUUAUCACAGUUACCUAGAAAGGAAUGUUGAUAUUUCCAUAAACUAAUUAUGAAGUAUCGUGCACAUUUUUCACGAAUUUUAUUGUCAGAAAAUUAAUUAGAAAGUGCCGAUACGAAUCGGGCAUUAUCACGUUUAACAUGUACAGAUUUGUUAGAAAAUACGUACGUUUUUUGGUUGUUAUAAAGCAAGAUCUGAUCAAAAUACGUUGAAUGAAUUUUUGUAAUGUGUUAAUGUUUAGAGUAAAUUGUGUUGUAGCUGUUAUAUAUGAAAUUUAUUGUAAUAUAAGAGUUUAGUGUUGGUGCAAAAUACAGUAGUUUAGGUGGCAUGCCGAUUAAAUCGCACCAUCCUUCCCAUUCAUAUUUUCAAUUGUAGUUAACCAUAGUUUUAAAUAUUCAUCAUACCAUAGAAGCCACUUUAUCCACAUGCCACCAUUAAUAGAAUUAGUCCCAUAUGGACAAUUCCUUUAUUCUCUAACAUAGAAACUAUACGUAUGGAGUAUUUUACUGUUCAUUUAUACGAAUUAAUUUAUUUCUUAUUUCACAUGUAUAACUUGUAUCUCAUGAAUUAAUUUAUAUAAUUUAUCAUUAUUUUAGAUUAUUAUUAUUAUAUAUAUAUAUUGUAUCAAUAUUAUAUAUUAUGUAAGUGAAUUGGGAACAUGAAAAGCAAUUAGAAAAAAGCUAUGCAAUAAAGAAUAAAUUCUGUUUCGUACGUCGUGUUGCCGACUUAUUCACGCCGCGAUUUUUUUCCCAAGUCAUAAUAUAUCUCGUAGAAGUCCAAAGAACUCGUAUGCAGCUUUCAGCCAAUAGUCUAAGAAGGGAUGCUCAACUCCAGUGUUUUCUCCAGCUGCAUUCAAUUGUUUUUGAACAGGGCCCGGUAUUAUAGCUAAAAUAUACUCACUAAUAUAAAUUAUUAAAACAAAGUUUGGUAUUAUCAAAUUUACACACAAAUAUGCUAUUCGUACAUUUUUUUUGAAUUUAAACUGAAAAAGGGCAAAUAGAUUUAUAAAUAUUUGGUAAGCCUAUUAAUAUAAUAAUACUGAAUGUUUCAAUGUAGCUUGGUAUGUGUUGCCCACAGAUUGUAUGUUAAACAGCUGUUACUUAUACCAGAGAUGUACAUUAUAAAUAGCUAACUGAUAGAUAAUUGCAGCCCCUUUUAAAAAAUGUCAUCUACUGUACAGUUGAUAUUUCCUGUUUUUAAGAACAGAGAUCUUCCUACAUUGGUUCUGCACAGAAGAGAUUCUUUUUUAACCAACAUAAGAGAUGCGUGUUCUGAAAAACAAUAUCAAUUUGAUUUUCAAUAAAUGUAGUUAGGCAACAAGCAUUGCUUCCAUAUUAUCAGUCAGAAUAAUGGCUUCAUCCUUGCCCUUUAUAGGACAAGUAUCUGCCAUUAUAAUAAUCUUAUUUGUGCACAAGUUUAUAUCAAAGAAUUCUCUACCAUUUGAUUUGUUAAUUACAAAGUUGAAUUAUUAUCUAUCUAUAUAACCCAUUCAUCGCGUGUCUGUCCGCGUAACGGUAUGCCGAAAACGGGUACUAGAGGCGCCCUAGCGAUUUUAAAUUAACAAAUUAUUUUUAUUUGUAAUAGGAAAUUAUUAUUGAUACGAAUUUAUUAUUUAUACCACGGAAUGGUGUAAAUAAUUAUUAUAUGCUUCGAUUAACCUCGCGCGGCACGUUUACAACAUCCCAUGACUUUUAAUGAACGUCGCGCAUCGACUCACGGGAAAUUUUUUGAAAAAAUGGCGGAUACAUUUAAAAUCGAGGUUUACGAUCGAAGGUAAAUAAACAAAUUAGAAUGUUUAAUAGGAAUCUAGAUCCAUAUGACGCGAUUGGGACUUAACAGAGCUGUAGAGCAUAUUGAUAGGAAUAAAAAAAGUGCCUGGUAGGAAUUUGUAAAGAACGCCACUAGUGUAUAUAUAAUUGAGUUUUGCGUAGUUGUCUUCAUUUUUUUUCUCAAUGCCUUUUAUAUCACACAAAUAAUUAUAAAGGAUGCUUUGUUUUGUCUCAAUAAUUACGUUAUUACUUCAAUUUGACGUCAUUCUCAGUUUUCGUAAGAAGAAAGCUGGCAACGGCUCUUGCGUGAUUAGGCACUCGAAAGAAGGUUGUGACCAGGAAACCCGAUAAUUUUCAAUUAUACUAAGAUAUAUUUGAAUAAUCCAGCCGUGUAGAUAGCAAUACGCUUGCGCACCAGUUCCAAGCGUGGAUAAAUGGGGAGAGGGAGAAAGCAAUAACAAACUAUUUGUCUAUUGUUACCGAAAUACGGAUUACAACCAAACGCUUUGAGAUGGUGCCGAAAAGUACCCAACACGCGAUCGGGGAAGAACACGGAUGAGAUUCUAAUGAUCGGACAUUUAUGAAGCAGGCUAGACAAAUCCAUUAAGAAGCUAAUCGGCUGAUGCUACCCCGUGCGAAAAUAACAGUGUUUCGCAAAAGUUUACAGCAUAGAAACCUGGAAUGAACAGUGGCGUGCCGUCAUUGGAAGCGGUGGAUGCGCCGCUUCCCUCGCAUUUUCUAAAAAAUAAAUACAUGUUAAUUUUAAUUAUACGAAAAUAAUCGC